AUGGACCAAUCCAUACAACCCCCAUCAACCGCUACCGAUACCGAUACCAAACCAUCGCGCACCCGCGACGCCGACCAAGACAAGCCCUCCCAGUCCGACAAGUCCCAGGCCGACAAGUUCCAGGCCGACCAGUCCCAGUCCGACAAGUCCCAGGCCGAACCCACAAUGAAUCCGCCACCUCUUCCGCCACAAUACCAAUGCACCACCAGAUGGAAAGGCGCGAGAUGCCAAGGCACUGGCCCGGACAGAAGCAAAUGUCCUACCUGCCGAUGGACAAUCCACAGGAACGACACAUAUCGAUAG
This is a messenger RNA of Cyphellophora attinorum, 303 nucleotides long. RefSeq lists its product as uncharacterized. The transcript has a single exon. The coding region runs from base 1 to 303 and encodes 100 amino acids. The record is from RefSeq and is a predicted model, not a curated record. Lineage: Eukaryota; Fungi; Ascomycota; Eurotiomycetes; Chaetothyriales; Cyphellophoraceae.